Molecule: messenger RNA, 1332 nt
Organism: Suillus paluster
Lineage: Eukaryota; Fungi; Basidiomycota; Agaricomycetes; Boletales; Suillaceae
Exons: 8
Coding region: 1-1332 (443 amino acids)
Biological process (GO): secondary metabolite biosynthetic process
Molecular function (GO): FAD binding; monooxygenase activity
Source: RefSeq, a predicted model, not a curated record
AUGGACGCCCAGGAACCUAAAUCAGUCAGAGGCCUCUCUGCUGCAUACUGCCUCGCACAGGCAGGUCACAAAGUCACUAUCUUGGAAGCAGCACUAGCCAUAGGCGAUGUAGGCGCUGGCAUUCAAGCCAGCCCCAACGUCUCACGCCUCCUGAUACGAUGGGGUCUUCGCCCACGUCUUGAGGAACUUGGCGUCAAACCAGAAGCUUUAAGCAUUAGACGUUGGACCAACAAUGAGGUUGUAGGGUGGACGGAGUUUGGUGAUGCGAUGGACAAGGCAUACGGUGCCCCUUAUUACCACAUACACCGAGCUGAUUUCCACCGUAUACUCUACGAAGCUACUGAGCCACACUGCAACAUCCGUGUCGGUUGUCGCGUUGUGUCUUUGGACCCGUCGAAACCUAGCUUGACUCUCGCUUCUGGGGAGGUCGUAUAUACUGACCUGAUCAUCGGUGCUGACGGAGUCAAGAGCACCACCCGGGAAUAUGUGGUCGGCGGGCCCGAUAAACCCAAGGCUACGGGAGAUGCUGCUUACAGAGCCAUCAUCCCGACCGAGAAACUCCUGCAGGACGAUGACCUGAAGGUGCUGGUGGAGGAGACGGACUCGAUCAUAUGGAUGGGUCCUAGAGGUCAUAUGGUCGGCUAUAAUAUUCGUGCCAAGAAAGAAUAUAACGUCGUCAUGAUACACCCUGAUGAAACCGAAGGGGGCGUGGAAUCGUGGACUGCUGCAGGUAACGCGGACAAAAUGAAAGAGUACUACAAGGGGUGGAACAUCACUGUCGAAAAGCUCCUGGCGCUUGUUCCGUCAACACUCGAUUGGAAGUUGAUGGACCGAGAACCACUGCCUAGGUGGAUUCACAAGGAUGGCAAGUUGGCCUUGUUGGGUGACUCGUGUCACCCGAUGCUGCCCUACCGCGCGCAAGGGUCAGCCAUGGCGGUUGAAGAUGCUGCCGUCUUAGGCAACUUAUUUUCGCAUUGCUCGGACCGCUCGCAGAUCACGCCACUGCUCUAUGCCUACCAAACUCUCCGGUACGAGCGUGCCACAGCGACACAGACGUCCUCAAGCCUAAACCAGCACAUAUUCCACCAUCCCGAUGGGCCAGAGCAAGAGGAGCGUGAUAACGAAAUGCGCAUGGCUAUGGAGGAUGCGUUCCGCGUUGCGCGCGGUGAGAAAAGCACGCUUGUGCUAGCAGGCAAUGCGAACCAGUGGGCUGAUAAGGAAAAGAGCAAUAUUCAAUUUGGGUACGAUGCGGAUGAAGAGGCGGAAAAAUGGUGGCUCGCGAAUGGGGAUAAGCUUAUGACCCUCGUCCCUUCAACCGAGGCGGCGAAUUAA